AUGUUUGUGUUCGUGUGCAGCGUAUCUUUUUCAAUCGGUCAUUCCGUCUGGCGUUUCGUUGAGCCCACCACUGACGGCAACGAGUCUUGUGAAGUGAACUGUGAUGUCUUUAUAUUGCUUGCCAUUCUGUACAGGAAGCUACCGUCGGCUUUAUUUAUGCCCACUUUCAGGCCGCAUUCAGGCUCUAUCACAAAGAUCUUGCUGUCCAGUCUUCAUCGGUGCGUCUUCACCAGCUCCCAAGACUCGAGGGUGGCCAAGCUUUGCUGUGGCCUAUUUGCGUCAGACCUGCUGUUUCCGUUGGAGAGGAAUAUCGGCCUCAUGUGGCUUGCGGAACAGAUCGGAUUGAGGCAGACUUUACUCAGCCUGACUGGCAACGCCUCGCGACAGGGCGUCGUCUGUGAUGUUGGCCCCAUGAGCCAUUACACAUGCCAUAAGGACCGGAUAACGGCAAUGGUGAUGAACAGACAUCAAUCGCUGCUAAUCACUGGCAAGUGGACCGGCUUGAUGGUAUUCCAUCGCCUAUUCCGGUACCAAGGGCUUUUAUCCUUGUUCAUUUGGCAUUUCAACAUGUCAGCUGUGAAGUUCCACUGUGGGUAG
This is a messenger RNA of Protopolystoma xenopodis, 597 nucleotides long. Lineage: Eukaryota; Metazoa; Platyhelminthes; Monogenea; Polystomatidea; Polystomatidae. The record is from the annotation of a GenBank genome assembly.